AUUCAACAAACUUUACCAUGUUGUACAGCACACUAUAUACGUGCAUUUUGAGAAACUAAUUAACAAUACCAAUUUGUUUGGAGUGUAAAGAACAUGCGGUGAUCAAGCUAGAUAAAUGCAAAUGCAUCAUCUCCCUACAACCACUACUACAGGGACAGCCCCUUCUCAUCUCAAUGCUUACACUCGCAUCACGCAGCGCUCCAACCACACAAAGGGAACUCAUUAUAAACAAUACAGACCUUGGUAGUACAAGGUACACUCUUGUGUUAUAUACUGUAAAUGUGUAUGUGUGUACAAUAGUCAUGACAUGUGUACUGUACAACAGCAACACACCUUCUGCAUUUGCAUUUGAUGUUCAUACAUUUGUAGUGGAAUAGAUAUUGGCACAUAAUUCAACAUGUUGUUUUUGGAGAGUUUGGCGAAUGUGGAAGACUGUAUGAGCUGGAGUGGAAUGCCAGCUCUAACCAGUGAUAUGGCGACAAGUGGUAGUGCUCUUUCACCCCAUGCUAAAUCAGGCGCUCCUUAUUACUAUGGCCCUCAUCACAGACGCAGACCACAUGUGCCUGAACAUCCCAGUUAUGGAGGACCACAUAAAAGAAGGAAAGGGCCUUCGAGUGGGCUAACGGUUUAUCCACCCAAUGGUCAAGAUGAGUAUCAUCAUUCAGCAGAUCCAUCUAGUUACCCCUCCCCUAAGCCCCCGGGCAUAUGUCCUAGUGAUUACUUCAUUGAUGCAACGGCAGGCACCCACAGUCCUCAUAGUACAGAUCCUUGGAGCAGUAAUGGGCUGGCCCCAUCCAGUGCUAGCUUCCAUUCCUCUUCCAUCUUAGGCAAUUCUGGAUCCUCGUAUUCUCAGUCUCAAACUACCUACCCACCACAUGAGCCCAUGGGCUAUGGUCAGAGUCAAGGAAGCAGUCAUGUCCAUGGUCACACUAUGUCUCCAAAUCGUGAUCCCUUGAGUCUUCCAUCAAUGACAUCCUUCAAACCUGGAACAACUUCAUCAUCCACACAUCUACAUUCACCCUAUUCAUCGUCAUCACCCAGCAAUGGAACAGAGACAAUAUUAAGUGUAAGAGGAGGCUCAACUGCAGGAAGUACAGCAGCAGGCAAUUCUCAAACAGGAGACACACUUGGCAAGGCAUUGGCAUCGAUCUACUCAGCAGACCAUACAAAUAGCAGUUUUCCAUCCAACCCAUCAACGCCUGUUGGCUCUCCUCCUCCUAUGUCAGGGCCAUGGCCAAGAUCAAGCACUCAGGCAUCACCAGGGCCUUAUGUGGAGAGCCAUCUACACUCACUGCAAAGUCGCAUGGAAGAGAGACUCGAUGAUGCAAUAAAUGUUCUGCAAAGGCAUGCUGAAGGAGCCCUACAAGCCAUGCCUAAUCAUCCAGCAGGAGGCAUUGGUCCACCUCCAGCCCAUACAGGUUCCUCUGGUAUGAAUGUAGGACCAGCAUUUGGUACAUCAGGACAAUAUAUAGAUUCACAUAUGUCAGGGUCACCAUCUGUAGAGAGGAAUGCAGUGGCAGGACCUGUGCCUGCAUCUGACUUGAGUCAAACACAGCAGCCAUUCAAUGCUGUUCAAGGUGAGCUGCUGAGCCAGAGUAUGGACACAGAUCGCAAGCCAACACCUAAACCUAAGAAAUCCAAGACAAGUCCAUCUCAUGACAAGCUUAAAUUGAACAACUCUAAAGAUACUCACAACAAGUUGCCUGAGUCUGAGGAUCCAUCAACUACUCAAAACACAAGGAAGGAACUUCCAGUGGCAGCCAAGAGUAAAAAGCAGUAUGAUGAUUAUACAUCUGUUAACGGUGAUGACAGUGAAGAAGACGCUUCCUUGACACCAGAGCAGAAACAUGUAAAGGAGAAGGAGCGUCGACAUGCUAACAAUGCAAGAGAACGCAUUAGAGUACGUGAUAUCAACGAGGCUUUUAAGGAGCUGGGUCGUAUGACCUGUAUACAUCUCAAGAGUGACAAGGCUCAGACUAAACUCUCCAUUUUACACCAAGCAGUCUCUGUAAUUACAAGUUUGGAACAACAAGUCAGAGAGCGUAAUCUGAAUCCCAAAGCAGCGUGCCUUAAGAGACGAGAAGAAGAGAAGGUUGAAGAGAGGAACAUGGCUGGUGGGGGUGGGCCACCAAGUACAGACUCCAUGAACUCACCCCCUGGUAUGGGAUCUAGCUGGAGCCCAAGUUAUAUGUCACAAUCUCCUGGCUCAGCAUGCAACCUUCGACAACCUGCUAGCUUAUGAGAUCCAUAACAUCAAUUUCAGAUAAUCACCUCAAACAACCUCGUCAGAGAUAUCAUCAAACAACAUGAUAAAGACCACAAUGAUUGCCAUGGAAACAACAGUAUCUUCUACACAUUUGGAUGUUUGAGAUUGUACAGCAGCAAAUAGAAGGUCUAGCCUUUAUACAGUUUACUUUCAAACAUUAAUGUCAAUGAUUCAAAACACACUUGUGCUUCACUAAAGCUAAUUGAUAUGUUGUUUUUGUCUUUUGAAAACCAUAUUCUGUCUUGAAGUUUGAAGACUAAUAUUAGAUACAGAGAAUGAUUAAAGGUAUAAUGUUUACCUUGAGUAAGACUUAAAAAGUAGGAUGUUGAUGGGCUUAUUGCAAUCAACUAAACCUGAACCAUGACUGACGUAAAAUGCUGCAGCAAUAUAUUUUUUUCAGCCAUGUAGCCAAUACAUGGCCUUAGUAUGUCAAAUCACUGGACAGACCUUGCCAAACUGUAUUCAUCACCCACUGUUCCUUACUUUCCGUCUCAUUUUGUUUGGAAAUCUCUUGACAUCCUUGUUUGGGAUGUGAGAAAAUACUCAUUGACCUCAAGGUUGUUCAUACUUAAAGAAGAGAACAUUGCCAAAAGUAUUUGAGAUUAGGUAACACACCUGUAAGUGUUGAAAACCACAAGUUGUCAAAUGUUAUUUUGAUAACUUUACUGUAAAUGACAAUGUCCAACUAAAUGUGAAUGGUAGAUGAUGGUUACGAGCUACCCUCAUUUAACUCCAAUUUGUGUUUCUUGGUAACUUACUUUGCUGUUAAAUGCUACAUUACAUGUUUGUAGAGUAACUAAAGACUUAUCUCAUUACCUUCUGGAGAUUACAUUGUCUCUCACCUAACAAUUGGUA
Messenger RNA from Asterias rubens (European starfish), 3121 nucleotides. Its product is annotated as transcription factor 12-like. The record is from RefSeq and is a predicted model, not a curated record. Gene Ontology annotation, molecular function: protein dimerization activity; RNA polymerase II cis-regulatory region sequence-specific DNA binding; DNA-binding transcription factor activity, RNA polymerase II-specific. The transcript has 16 exons. Gene Ontology annotation, cellular component: transcription regulator complex. NCBI's taxonomy places the organism in Eukaryota, Metazoa, Echinodermata, Asteroidea, Forcipulatida, Asteriidae. The coding region runs from base 398 to 2242 and encodes 614 amino acids. Gene Ontology annotation, biological process: regulation of transcription by RNA polymerase II.